AUGAGCGGCCUCGCUACCAAGCAGCAGUCGCUCAAGCUCUUUGAGAAGCUCAAGUCCAAGCAGGCUAAUAAGAUCUGCUUCGACUGCGGUCAAAAGAACCCAACAUGGACCUCCGUUCCUUUUGGCAUCUACCUCUGCCUCGAUUGCUCGGCCCACCAUCGCAACCUCGGUGUCCACAUCUCCUUUGUUCGGUCUACUAACCUCGACCAGUGGCAAUGGGACCAGCUCCGCAUCAUGAAAGUUGGCGGAAACGAGUCCGCGACCAAGUUCUUCCAGUCCAACGGCGGGUCUGCCGCGCUGAACAGCAAGGACCCCAAGACCAAGUACAGCUCCACUGCUGCGACCAAGUACAAGGAGGAACUCAAGAAGAGAGCCGCGAGGGACGCCAAGGAGUUCCCCGAAGAGGUCGUUCUUGAGGAAGGUGGCGACGCCGCCGAGGCACCCGCCGAAGAGGAAGAUGACUUCUUCUCAUCUUGGGACAAGCCGGCCAUCAAGAAGCCUACACCGCCAAUUUCACGAACCGCCACCCCUCCCGUUGUCGGGCGCACCGCCUCUCCAUUAAGCAGCGCAGCCCAGAACGGCAAGGAUAUUUCGCGUACCGCCUCCCCUCUGGCUAAGACCGAUGGUGAGUCCAAGCCUGCUGCCGGCCGCAUCGUCACCUCUUCCAGCUUGAAGAAGACAACUACUGGGCCCCGCAAGGCCAACGUCCUCGGCGCGAAGAAGGUCGCAACCAAGCUCGGCGCAAAGAAGUUGGGUGGCGAUGUGGUCAUUGAUUUUGACGAGGCGGAGAAGAAGGCUAAGGAGGAGGCUGAGCGUAUCGAGAAGCUGGGCUAUGAUCCCGAAGCUGAAGAACAGAGCUCCAAGGCCGCCGCUGCCAAGAAGGAUACCGGUGCUGCCAUUUUAUCUCCCACACCUGUGAGCUCGGCUCGGAGUGGUGGAUACGGUUCGGCUUCUCACACAAGGGAAAAGUCGGCUUCGGAGAUGGAGCGUUUGGGUAUGGGUAUGGGCAGACUUGGAUUCGGGCAGAUUGGUGCCCAGAAGGCUGCCGCCGCUGCUUCCACAGCAAAGAAGAACGCUGGUGGCUUCGGGUCUGUUGGACCUAUCAAGGGCAAUGUUGAUGAUGAUGACAAUGACAACUACGCCCGCAAGAAGUUCGGCACUCAGAAGGCCAUUUCUUCAGACGAAUUUUUCGGCAAGGGCAUGUUCAACGCUGAGGCACAGGCUGAAGCCAAGUCCCGCCUGGGCGGUUUUGAGGGUGCCUCUGCUAUCUCUUCGAAUGCAUACUUUGGGCGUGAGGAGUCUGACGAUAUGCCCGGCGGCGGCAUGGAUGAUUAUGGUGACUUGGAGAGCGCCGCGAAGGAUUUUGUCAGGAGGUUCGGCAUUACUGCUGGCGACGACCUCGAGAACCUAACGCAUCUGCUUGGGGAGGGUGCUGGGAGGUUGCAGGGAGCCAUCAGGGCUUAUUUAGGGAACUAG
This is a messenger RNA of Podospora anserina S mat+, 1476 nucleotides long. RefSeq lists its product as uncharacterized. The record is from RefSeq and is a predicted model, not a curated record. Bases 1 to 1476 code for a protein of 491 amino acids. Gene Ontology annotation, biological process: COPI coating of Golgi vesicle. Gene Ontology annotation, molecular function: GTPase activator activity. The transcript is spliced from 4 exons. NCBI's taxonomy places the organism in Eukaryota, Fungi, Ascomycota, Sordariomycetes, Sordariales, Podosporaceae.